Molecule: messenger RNA, 1671 nt
Organism: Lactuca sativa (garden lettuce)
Lineage: Eukaryota; Viridiplantae; Streptophyta; Magnoliopsida; Asterales; Asteraceae
Biological process (GO): DNA repair; telomere maintenance
Molecular function (GO): DNA helicase activity
Source: RefSeq, a predicted model, not a curated record
AUGCACAUUUUAUCACUCAAUGAGGAUCAACUCAAAAACCUGACUUUGUUCGAGAUCGAACAAAUUUUACUUCGUAACAACACGAGUCUUAAACAUUAUAAACAAAUGCCUUACCCUGAUUCCGACACAGUUUCUUCUUCAACAAAUCGACUUAUCAUGGAGGAGCUGGAGUAUGACAUAACGCUUUUAAAUAAAGAGUUUGAUAAUAUGUUUCAUGCAUUAACAAACGAGCAACGCAAUAUUUUUCUUGAUAUCAUGACUACAGUCAAUGAUAAUAAAGGAGGUGUGUUUUUUGUUUAUGGAUAUGGUGGAACAGGCAAAACCUUUCUUUGGAAGACGUUAUCUGAAACAAUUAGAUGUAAUGGUGAUAUAGUUUUAAAUGUUGCUUCAAGUGGUAUUGCAUCUUUAUUAUUGCCUGGAGGUAGGACAGCACACUCUCGGUUUAUAAUUACGUUGAAUCUUACCGAGUAUUCUGUUUGUAAGAUACCGCCUGAUAGUGAACUCGGCAGAUUAGUAAGAAAAAGCUCAUUGAUUAUUUGGGAUGAAGCACCUAUGGUCCACAAACAUGCAUUUGAAGCUUUAGAUCGAGCUCUGAGAGAUGUAUGUAAGUUUGAUAAGUCUACCAACUCAUAUAUUCCAUUUGGUGGGAAAGCGAUUGUUUUUGGAGGAGACUUCAGGCAGAUUCUACCUGUUGUUCAAGGAGGUAGCAGACAAAAUAUCGUUAAUGCUUCUUUAAGCUCUUCAUAUAUAUGGCAACAAUGCAAAGUCCAUAGAUUAACAAAAAACAUGAGACUAACCGUUGGAAAGGAUCCAUCUGAUAUUCGAAAAAUACAAAAUUUUGCAAACUGGCUUUUGGACAUAGGAGAAGGAAAAGUUGGUGGUUUGAACGUUGGUGAAACGAUUAUUGAUGUUCCGGAUGAUAUUCUCAUUAGUGAUCCACAUGAUCCUAUAGGUUCAUUAAUUGAGUUUGUAUAUCCUUCAAUCUUGGAAAACUUCAACGGUACGAGUUAUUUUCAAGAAAGAGCUAUACUAGCUCCAAAAAAUGAAGUUGUCCAACAAAUCAAUGAUCGUUUGUUAGCAUUGUUUCCCGGAGAAGAAGUAGAAUAUUUAAGUUCAGAUAUUCUUUGCCAAUCCGAGUUUGUUCAUGAUCAGUUUGAUCCCAAUUUAUACUCCCCUGAUAUUUUAAAUGGUCUUAAGGUAUCAGGUUUGCCAAAUCACAAGUUAAUUCUAAAAGUUGGUGUUCCAGUUAUGUUACUAAGAAACAUUGAUCAGAAAAAUGGAUUAUGUAACGGCACUAGACUACAAGUGAAAUCUCUUGGCAAACGUGUUAUUGAGGCAAUUAUAAUAUCUGGAACUAAUAUCGGAAAGCAAACAUUUAUUCCAAGAAUGUCUUUAAGUCCAUCUGGAAAAAAAAUUCCUUUCAAAUUUCAAAUAAGACAAUUUCCAUUGGCUGUAUGUUUUGCAAUGACAAUUAAUAAAAGUCAGGGGCAGUCGUUAUCAAAGGUUGGUCUGUAUCUCAAGGAUCCUGUUUUUUCACAUGGACAACUGUAUGUUGCCUUAUCUAGAGUUCAAAGUAGAGAAGGACUGAAAUUGUUAAUUUUAGAUAAGGAUGGUAGGCUUACAAACAAAACUUCAAAUGUUGUGUAUAAGGAAGUUUUUAGGAAUUUAUAA